AUGUGUACAGUGAUCAUCGACGGUGUCAAGCCUCUGCAGCCUUUCAUCCCCUGGAGCCUACGAGCCACUGUCUACGCCCACGAACCCAAGCUUGGCAAGUACAGCACGGAGCAUGUCAAACACACCUGCAUUGGCGCGGGUUCAAUGGAGUUGAGGCGGAUGGGGCCUACCCACCUCUCCAGCUACUGUGGCUCGCACACGCACACCAUUUACAACCUCACUCUUCGCCGUCCCGUCGUGGAAGGGUGCAAGCGUGGGACGAAGUGCACGGAGGACGUCGAGGUCAAGCAUGUGGGGCUGCUCGCUUGGGACCUUAUCCGUGCUCAUUCCAGAGACCCAAAGUGGAAGAGCACGCAACAGCACCUAUUUUGGGUAGGCACUGCCACCGUGACCUGGGCUGUCCAUAAAGGGCAACUGCCCUUUUGGGUAGUGAGCGGGGCGCCAGCUGCAGUGAUUACUGUGCCUUCAUACAUGAAGGUGGACUGUAACUUCUGGGAUUUAUCAUCUGGUGAUUCUGGACUCCGCUUGAGCGCGCGUCUCGGCACCGCACGGAGUCUGAACCUCCGUUCAGAUCCCGUCAAUUUGGCAGGGCGGCAGGCCCGUCAUGCCGUUUGGAGGUGCAACCGUGCGGAAUUUCCGGACGGUUGCACCUCCGAACGGCACACGGGCGCCAAACGCAGAACUCUGUGCCUCUGCACCCCUGUAUUCUUGCCAUCCAGCCCAGAUUUUCGAACAUCUGUCAUGCCUCAGCAAGACCAACCAGUCCUCCCCAAAGGUUUCCCUGGAGAACUUGAGUAUUCUGAAGGCAAAUGGAUCUACACCUCUGCUGCAUAUCCCUUUGGGAUCCCUGCAAGCAUCAUCUUGGAUGUACCUGGGGAGUGGGUCCCGGUGGCUAACUGCCCCGAGUCAGCUCCUCUGCUGUUCAAGGUGAAUGAGCACCUGCGUAACCCAUCCAGCGGAGAUGCGAACACGAUGUGCUACCUCACGUUAAUCAAUAACAGCGAGCGUGCCGCUGCUGUGACGACCGCGAGGAAGCUGCCGGAUUGGGAUCUCCCACACGUCUUGGAGGACAACACACGGGACAAAGGGUGGCACGUUCUGCGCCCAUGUGACUCGCUGUUCGCACUGCCUGUCUACAUUGUGUUGCCGGCCGGCCCAGGCUGGGACGAUGACAUCCUGCGCCAACAGAUCUUUGCCCAGAGGGACAUGCCCUUGGAGCUGCAGGAGCGCUACCUCAGCCUCCGUAGUGAGAUCAUUGGUCCGGUUGACCAGUGUUCCCGUGAGGCGCCUGUCAAGGAGGACAGGGGCUGGGUGAAAGGCACCAAGUUUGAGUGUCUCGUGCUCAACAAGGGCCUGAGAGGUACCGCUGACCGUAAGUGUAUCUAUGCUAUCACCCAGUCCCAGCAGGCCCAGAAUGGUGUCCUGUCCCCCAAUGUGGAGGCUAAGUCCUUCGUGGGUGGGGAUGGUAAGGAUGCAAAGAUACGUAGGGAGCUUGCAAAGGUGGGCGGUGAACUUGGAGUUCAUGUCAUCCACACCGUCCAGCCUGAGCUUCACCACCGCAUGGAGCUGCAGGCCAAGCUCCUCGGGUACUUCCGCCCGGGGAGUGUGGACAAUGUAUGCUUUGGUGGGAGCCAGCUCAACAUCUCCACGCCUGAUUACCUGACAGAGCUGCAGAAAGGGCCCAUGAACUUGUCAGAGUCUCUGGGCUUUUUUGGUGGGCUGCACCAGGAUCAGCAUGAUUCCAUAGGUGCGAUGUCUGUCAUGACCGUCUUCUCGAAGUUGCACGCGGGCAUCCACCCCGGGCUCUUCCUGUUUCCAGAGUCUUACACGUAUGUGAGACUCCCUGACGGUUUCGCAGAGGACGAGACGGAGAGGUCUAGCCUACUCACCGUCUUGUUCUCUGGCCUUCAUUGGCACAUGGGGAUGAGUCCGUAUGUCACGGACCCCUCUGUCGAGAUUGCAGAGGACGCACUGCGUCUUAACCAUAUCAUGUACCCCAUGAGCCGGGUCAUGGAUGGUCAGUCCAUGCUUGCGCUUGGUGCGCUUGCGCGGGACGUGCUGAAGGUCCCACCGGAGAUGUACAAUCCUAUGUAUGACCGGGACUUCAAGACGGAUACCAACAAGCUCAACUACGCUGUUGAUGGUCUCAACAUUGGGGACAGACGUACCGUUGCGUCUUUUUUGGCCGAUGUGGGCCCAUCUCUUGACCCAGACGCGUUCUUCAAAGCGUUCUCUGCGGUUGAUGAGGAGGGCCAGCCCAUCACAUUCUCUGACACGGAACUUGUUCCUGUCCUUGAACAUCGGCCUGACGAACCUGAGUACGUUCAUCCAUCCAUUGAUGAGCGCAGUGCUCAGCACAUUGUUGCCCUCCGCCAUGAAUUGGAGAUUCCCGACCCAGUGCCAGUGACGUGUCCUGGACGGUCCAAAGCACACAUGAAGUCCUCCAAGAGUGGACAGAAGACUGCGCAAGCCAAGGGCAGCGCUAAGCCGAAGAAGACCAAGGGCAAGAAGUGUGCGCACGAUGAGGAGGAUGGUGCAGAUGCUGAUAGCAGACCUGCACAGCGAGUGCAUCUGGACUUAGGAAACGAAGAUGCUCUUCAAGUCAUAGGCCGUCCACGUUGUUCAGCACGUGUGAUGGCCUUAGCAGGACCUGCAGCUGGUCAGGCUAGUGGGUCUGCUGAGCCAGCUCAGCGUGGAGGUGGUAGGACUUUGCGACCUUGCCGUGCCACUCGCCAUGUUUCUGAUGGAGAGGAUGAUCAAGCUCAGCCCUCUGUAGCUCUGGAUGACCUUAUGGGUCCACCUGCAGCGUCAUUGCAGGGUGUGGAUGAUGAAGAUAUGUUCUUUUUCAAAGUUGAUGAGAGUGUUGCUGAGUCUGAUGCAGCGGGUCCCUCUGGAAGUACAAGUGCAAACCCGUAUGCGGCGGUUCUUUCUCUCUUCACUGAGGGGAAGUUCCAUGCCAUGAACAAGAGUCUAGGCAAUGUUGCACGUGUUCUGAACGUGCAGCAGCCAGACUUAGCCUCUGUACCGUGCAAGAUGCUUGACCGGCUCUUUGACGCGAUGGAGGGUGAGGACUCUGCCGCUGCAUGCUCUGUUGAGUUUGCAGUUUUGUUGCAAAGUGCAAGUCCUUCAAACUGGUCUGCUCAGACCCAGUUUAAGCACGCUGAUUGGGUCCAGCACCUUAAGUGUGCCAUUCUGUGGUCUGAAGUCAUGCUCAUGAACUACUAUGCAUGGCUGUGGCUGGACCGUGUUGCGGUCAACUACUGCAACAAAGUCCUUGAAGGUGACUCUGACACUGAUGACUGGCUUGCACGUCUUGCACGUGCUGUGGACAAGGGCUUCCAGUCUUACAACUCUAUGAAGCUCCAGUGCGAGGACUUCCUCCCCAGUCUCCCACCGCGCUCUGCCACCAUCCCACAGACACGGUACCAGUUGCCUGAUCUGCGUCGUGGUGCAUCUAUCACUUUCAUCCAUGCAACCCUGCACACGUGGCUCGACUUCCCCACAAAGACUGCUUCCUACCUCCACUCUCUCUUCAUCCGCGCUAUCAUCUCUGCCUUCCGCACCUCUGAUGUCCUCCUUCUGGAUGGCAUCUGGGACAUCUACCUGCGCGUGGAGGCAUCUCUUCUCCUUCCUCAUGAGCACCAUCGUCUUGUCUCCUCCAACCGUCUGGAUGUGUUCUACUAUGAUCUCUGCCAGCUCCCAGUUCUCUCUCAGCCAAUGUUGCCCAAUGUGCAUGCAUUUGCUGAGUUCCUCAGACUUCGUGCCGGUGUCAUCCCAGCUCCCUCCACUCCAUCUUCCUCUGCUCCCCCUGCGCCUACCAUUCCCCUGCAGCUCACCAACUCUGACACUCACGGUCUUGAUGCACUCUUGGGCUUUGUCAUGGACUGCUAUGGCGUGCUCCCCCAUCUCCUGGAAGGUGCAAAGUUGACCAAGUCGCCAUCUGUUCUUCAGUGCUGGUGUGCGCAGAACGAUGACAAGUGCUUGCCUUUCCGGGAGCUCGCUAGGGGCCGUCGCGCGGUAACAUCUCCCUCUGGCCCCUUCCAUCCUGACAACAUAGGCAAGGUUGGCACCAUUGCCAGCGGUAUCCUCCACUGCUGCAUCACCUUUGGAGCCAAGGCCUCCUACCUCUCUCCCAACUUCUUCCCUUCUCUGGAGGACUUCAAGAAACUCGUCGCUGCUCACCCGGAGGACUACCUCUGUGACAAGUCAUGCUAUGGGACACACCAACCCCACUGGAGUUUGAAAGUCCAGUCCAGUCCAGUCUUUUGA
Messenger RNA from Fomitopsis serialis, 4269 nucleotides. RefSeq lists its product as uncharacterized. NCBI's taxonomy places the organism in Eukaryota, Fungi, Basidiomycota, Agaricomycetes, Polyporales, Fomitopsidaceae. The record is from RefSeq and is a predicted model, not a curated record. The coding region runs from base 1 to 4269 and encodes 1422 amino acids. The transcript has 24 exons.